CCCUGGCGCAGCGGUGCAGCACCUCCGUCGCCGAUAUAAAUGGCACCUGGAAGCUAACUGACUCGUUCACAAAAAAAAAUAAAAAGGUAAAUGUACGCGUGUCCGGAGCAGGUGGAGUCUUCAACGAAACACAACGAGAGAAAUGCAGUGUGGAUUCACGUUCCCAAAGUGCAUUCAGCUGAAAGUCCACUGACAAAGGACAGUUCUUACUCACCUGGUGAUGGCUCACCAAAGGCCACUCGUCGCCAUCGUCACACUCCUCGGCGCCACCUUUGGCGGUCUUCUCGUGUGGCGAGCAUUUAGCAUCAAAAAGAAGCGGCCGCCUUCCGUUCAGAGGGAAACGCCGCUUCCUGUCGCCGCAGAAGCCGACCGGCGGCCCCCACAUGAGGAGAUUGAGGCGGUGGAGUGCGAGAAGACCUGUGCAGCACCUCCUGUGUCCAUCCCGACUUCCGACCAGCUGCUGGCGGUGAGGCCGGCGACUGUGAGCUCCGAGGAGGAAUGGUGCCAUCUUUGGCCAUCAAUGCGGGAAGACCUGGCGGCGGUCCCCAUACUGGGACUCGACUGUGAAUGGGUGUCAGCCAAUGGCCAUGCCCAGGUGGUCUCCCUGCUCCAGCUGGCGUCGUAUUCGGGGCGGUGCGUGCUGGUACGGCUUCAGGCGUUCAGCGACGCGCAGCUCCCACCAGACCUGGUGGAGGUCCUGCGCGACCCGCACGUCCUGAAGGCGGGCGUCGGUUGUCACGACGACGGCAAGCGGCUGACGCAUGACUACGGGCUUUCGCUGACCUGCGCGGUGGACCUGCGCCACCUCGCCCUCCGACAAAAACAAGUUGCACUGAGUACCAGACUUGGCCUGAAGUCGCUGGCAGCCGACGUGUUGAACGUUUCGCUGGACAAGUCGCCAGAACUGCGCUGUAGCGACUGGGAGGCAAAUAAGCUGACGCCGGAGCAGAUAACAUACGCGGCCAGGGAUGCUCAAGUGUCCGUCGCCCUCUUCUUCCACCUGCUCGGCCCCCACCUCAAAGCUCACCCCACUUGCGCCGACCGGCUUUCCUACGCCGCGUUGGCUGCUUACUGUCAGGGGUUGGUGGACGUGCCCUUCAGGGGCCGGGGGGCCGGCGGGGUGGACGAGCAUAGCGAUGAUGGCAGCCCAGAGAAAACACGGCGUACGCGCAGGCCUCUGAUGGGAACAUCCUCAAGCCCCGACCGCUCAUUGUCUGGAGAUCAGCGAGUCCCAGACCCCAGAAAGAACAACAAAAGGAAGCCACUGGGCGUGGGCUACUCUGCAAGGAAGUCCCCGCUGUACGACAACUGCUACCUGCACGCCCCCGACGGUCAGCCGCUUUGCACGUGUGACAAGAAGAAAGCCAAAUGGUACCUGGACAAAGGAAUAGGAGAGCUCCAGAGUGAGGACCCGUUUGUGGUGAGGCUUCUGUUUGAGCCAUCAGGACGUCCUGACUCCCAUCAGGACUACUACCUCACGGCCAAGGAGAACCUCUGCGUAGUCUGCGGGAGAGCAGACUCUUACAUCAGGAAGAACAUCGUCCCUCACGAGUACCGGCGGCACUUCCCAAACGAGAUGAAGGAUCACAACUCUCACGACAUCCUGCUGCUGUGCACCAGUUGCCACGCCGCCUCCAACGUGCACGACGCCUCGCUCAAGCAGCAGCUGGCCGACCAAUUUGCCGCCCCGCAGGGAUGCGAGGAGGGCGUGCGGCAAUUAGAAGACCCGGACCGGCGGCGCGUGCGCUCGGCAGCCCGCGCCCUCCUCAUCGCCGGCGGCGGGCUGCCCAAGUGGCGCCAGGACGAGCUGCAGACGCUCGUCCAGAACUUCCUGCACGUGAGCGACGAGCGAGAGCUGACGGAGGACGAGCUUCGGCAGGCUGCCUCCUUGGAGACUAGGAUUUCAAACGAGACGCACGUGCCUCACGGCCUGAAGGUGGUGCGCGCCUACACUGAGCGAGGCCCGCGCGGCCUGAUGGAACUGGAGCGGCGCUGGAGGCAGCACUUCCUGUCGUCCAUGCGCCCCGAACACCUUCCGAAGCUCUGGUGCGUGCAGCACAACCACCAAAAGCUGCUCCGCAAGUACGGCGAUGACCUGCCCGUCAAAGUCGACUGAAUGGCGGCGACCGCUGCUUGGCAAUCACCAUGCCGUGGUAGGACUUGGCUUUUUUUUUUCUUCUUCUUCUUUUUUUAAAAAAGAGAGAGAGAAAGAAAGCAUUUUUUUGGGAAAUCAACAUUUUAAAAUAGACACGCAGCAGCCUGCCUUUUAAUCUUAACACAUUGCAGGUUAGCGGUUAAUGCUAACGAGGGUCAUCCUUAAUGUUUUCCUGUUGCUCUCUCCCACUUUGUUUCUAUUGUCUGUCUGGCUCAGUCGACCAAGUUGUGCUCUUUGAACAUUUUGUCUUUUUGGAUCCCCUUUAAUUUAUUGAAAGAUGAGAUUUUGACCAGCUCUCGCAACGAAUGGAGCAACAUACGGAUUUUGUGCUGCCUGCCCACGUCCCUUGACUAUUGUCCUUUCAGUCAAUAGAUCACUUUAAAAAUUUCAGCUUUUCCGAUCCUUUUUAACUUUUUUCCAAGAUGAAUUUUUUGCGGGACGGGCUAGGCGAGAGUUGACGACACUAAUGCGAAGUGCUUAAUAUUUAUUGUCGCUCCCACCCACUUAUUUGCUUGACUAUUGUUCGUUUCAAUCAAUAGUUGCGCUCUUUAGAAAUAUCAUCUGCUCUUUUGGGGUUCCAUUUAAUUUAUUUGAAGAUGAGAUAUUGAGCAGUUUACACAGCGGUGGGAAGAGCAACGCUAACAGCUACUUGGCGCGUAAAAUGCCUCCCUUCCCCGGUGCGGGACGCCUUCCGAGGACCAUGUUUUAGUGGACCUCCUAGUCUCGAUAUUCACCAAAUGCGCCGCUAGCUCGAUUAGCGCGAUGAUGACGACUCUCGGAAGUGAACAGAAAGUGGUUGUCUUUGUAAAUGUCAAUGAUGUUAAUAAAGUUUGUAAUGAAAUUCAAAAACAUCAAUCCA
This is a messenger RNA of Syngnathus acus (greater pipefish), 3014 nucleotides long. RefSeq names its product exonuclease 3'-5' domain containing 2 (gene exd2). Gene Ontology annotation, cellular component: cytoplasm; nucleus. Bases 221 to 2116 code for a protein of 631 amino acids. Gene Ontology annotation, biological process: nucleobase-containing compound metabolic process. Gene Ontology annotation, molecular function: nucleic acid binding; 3'-5' exonuclease activity. The transcript is spliced from 10 exons. The record is from RefSeq and is a predicted model, not a curated record. Lineage: Eukaryota; Metazoa; Chordata; Actinopteri; Syngnathiformes; Syngnathidae.